AUGAAUAAUUGGGACUCUUCCGACGAAAACUCCAACGCUAUCGCUCUCCAAGGUUUGGGUUUCGCCAUCGGCCUAUCCAUCGCAACAUUCAUAUUGGCUGUGACCGGAGUCUAUUUGUACAUGAGGUGGACAGUAAACCCCACAUCGGUAGACGAUGGGCCCGCGGGCCCCAAUAGUGUUAUCGUGAUCAUCCAUCAAAACAACGGCUCGGAUGGCGCCACCACCUCAUCAUCAAUAUCAUCCUACCCGCAAUUCGCCUACUCCGAAAUUGGGGCCCACAAGAUUAUUAGUGAAUCCCACGCCUCAUCCUGCUCGAUUUGCCUGGCGGAUUACGAGGCGGAGGAUUUUGUUAGGUUGCUUCCGAGCUGUGGACACUUCUUUCAUGUCAAGUGUAUCGAUCCGUGGCUAAUACUUCAUCCCACUUGUCCCGUUUGCCGAAGCUCCCCAUUGCAAAUUAGUAGUAGUAGUACUACUACUCUUGCGCAGGCACGCUAA
Erythranthe guttata (spotted monkey flower) is the source of this 495-nucleotide messenger RNA. RefSeq names its product RING-H2 finger protein ATL70. The record is from RefSeq and is a predicted model, not a curated record. Lineage: Eukaryota; Viridiplantae; Streptophyta; Magnoliopsida; Lamiales; Phrymaceae.